Messenger RNA from Vespa velutina, 1883 nucleotides. RefSeq names its product elongation factor Tu, mitochondrial-like. Gene Ontology annotation, cellular component: mitochondrion. Lineage: Eukaryota; Metazoa; Arthropoda; Insecta; Hymenoptera; Vespidae. The record is from RefSeq and is a predicted model, not a curated record. The transcript is spliced from 6 exons. The coding region runs from base 102 to 1505 and encodes 467 amino acids. Gene Ontology annotation, biological process: mitochondrial translational elongation. Gene Ontology annotation, molecular function: GTP binding; GTPase activity; translation elongation factor activity.
UUAUUACGUAAGCGUAGAAAUUUCUUAAACCACGUGUUUUUAUAUUGGCAUUAACGCUUCCAAAUAGUAUUACGGACGAUUGUUAAAAAUUACCGAAAAUCAUGGCGUUUAUCUCUGUUCGAGAAAUUGUUAAUCCAGUUUUUCAACAAACCAUCAGACAAGUACAUCUUAAUCGGCACAUUGUUAACUGUCAACAACAUAAGAUAUUAUGUAGCCGAUUAUUAUCACCAAUUAUAACUAGUCAAAGAUUUUAUGCAGAAAAGAAAAUCUUUAACAGAGAUAAACCUCAUUGUAAUGUUGGAACGAUAGGUCAUGUCGAUCAUGGAAAGACCACCUUGACAGCUGCUAUAACGAAAGUUCUUUCUGAAAAGCAAUUGGCUACGGCUAAAGGUUACAGUGAAAUUGACAAUGCUCCUGAAGAAAAAGCUCGUGGUAUAACUAUUAAUGUAGCACAUAUUGAAUAUCAAACAGAGAAACGUCAUUAUGGCCAUACAGAUUGUCCAGGUCAUGCUGAUUACAUUAAAAAUAUGAUUACUGGUACUGCACAGAUGGACGGUGCUAUUUUGGUUGUAGCAGCCACUGAUGGUACCAUGCCUCAAACUAAAGAGCAUUUAAUUCUUGCAAAACAAAUUGGAAUCGAACAUAUAAUUAUUUUUAUCAACAAGAUCGAUGCUGCUGAUGCCGAAAUGGUAGAAUUGGUAGAAAUGGAAAUAAGAGAAUUAUUAACUGAAAUGGGCUUUGACGGAGAAAAAAUACCUGUUGUUAAAGGCAGUGCUCUUUGUGCACUUGAAGGAAAAAAUCCUGAAAUUGGUUCACAGGCCAUAUUGAAACUUUUAGAUGCAAUAGAUAAUAAUGUACCAACUCCAGUGAGGGAUUUGGAUAAACCAUUUUUAUUACCAGUGGAAACUAUUUAUUCAAUCCCUGGUAGAGGUACUGUAGUCACUGGUAGAUUAGAACGAGGAAAAAUAAAAAAAGGAAUGGAUUGUGAAUUCAUUGGAUAUAAUAAAACUAUAAAGACCGUGAUCACUGGUAUUGAAAUGUUCCAUCAAAUAUUGGAGGAAGCACACGCUGGUGAUCAAUUAGGUGCUCUAGUUAGAGGUUUGAAAAGAACAGAAAUCAAAAGAGGUAUGAUUAUGUGCAAGCCAGGCUCUAUGAAAGCAUAUGAUCAUUUUGAAGCGCAAGUAUAUGUAUUAAGCGUAGAAGAAGGAGGUAGAAAGAAACCUCUUAGAAAUCUCGCACAAUUGCAAAUGUUUUGUAAAACUUGGGAUGUUGCAGCACAGAUUAAUUUAAAUGAUAAGGCAAUGAUUAUGCCAGGAGAAGAUUGCAAAUUUGAAAUUAAAUUAAUUCGCCCUAUGGUAUGUGAAAAAGGCCAGAGAUUCACGUUUCGCGAUGGAAGUACAACUUUAGGAACUGGAGUAAUCACGAAUAUUCUACCAUCUUUAACACUUGACCAGCGUACAAACCUUUUAGAAGGAAAGAAGAAAAAGCAAAAAAUGCAAGAAUAAUUAAAAAGUUUUAAAUUAAUGUAAAUAUCCGUAUUCUAUUUAUCCGUUUAUAUUAUAAAAUACUUAUUGUAUUCAAAGGACAAUUCCAUUUAUGCUACAAACGAACAUUUAAACAUUUUUAUUAUUAGUCUAUAUCUCAUAUAUAUAUAUAUUUACUUAAAUCCUUUUGUUUACUUCUUCAUUUACAAGGAUUUGCAUUUUCUUACAUCAUUAAAGUGUUUUAUAAGCUGAAUGUGGGAACACGCAGUAUCAUGUGAAUUUGAUUAGAUUAUGUCAUAAAGAUGCAAUGUUAAAUAAUAAUUUCAUUAAUGUCCUUUAAAUUCUCAUAUAUUCAUUUACUCUAUCCUUCAAUAAAUCAGUUAUAUAAAUUAUAAAUUA